UUUCGAAUGUGACAUUUAAAAGUGACGUUUUGAAACAAGUGACAAGCGAUGUGUGUAGAGUGCCUAGUGUGACUUAGUUUAGUGAGUUGCGAUGGACGCGGAGAUCGAUAUCCCGAAGUUUGUGAACUGCACGCGGCAACUGCUCAGUCAUGAGAAGACGGAUAACCUCAACUUCACGCAACUCCUGGACCUGCUGCCGAGCAAGAUCCUCGACGAUAUAUCACUCAAAGUGACGCUGGGCAACUGCAUGGGUCUCGGGGAGCGGCCGUACCGCCCGCCCUGGUGGGGGCAGCUGGCCUGGUUCGUCGUAUUCAUGGCCAUGCUACUGGUGGCCGUGCUCGGGAACACACUGGUCAUAUGGAUAGUUCUUGCCCACCGCCGCAUGCGCACCGUCACCAACUGCUUCCUAGUCAACCUGGCAGUCGCUGACCUGCUAAUGGCCACUUUGAACGGCGCUCCGAACUUCGUGUUCUUGGUGACCGCUGAUUGGCCGUUCGGAGCAGCCACGUGUACUGCGAGCAACUUCACGGCUAAUCUGACCGUGUCUGCGGGCGUGUUCACGCUGGUCGCCAUUACUGUUGACAGAUACGUGGCGAUAGUGAAGCCGCUGCAGCACCGGCUGUCGCGGCGCGUGGCGCGCUCGGCGCUGCUCUCCGUGUGGGCCGCCAGCGCGCUGCUGGCGCUGCCCAGCCUGCUCUACUCCGACACUUACCGGAAGAAGUAUAUCAACGGAGAACGUGAGAUCUGCUUCAUAAAAUGGCCGGACGGCAGCUACCCAACAUCAAGAACCGACUACAUCUACAACCUGGUGUUCCUGGGCGUCACGUACGUGGUCCCCACGGCCGUGAUGGUGUGGGCGUAUGCUCAGAUGAGCGCGGCGCUGCGGGGGCGCGCCAUCGGGGAGUGCACGCACCAUCAGAUGCAGGUGGUGCGGGCUAAGCGGAAGGUGGUCCGUAUGUUCGUCCUGGUCGUGGUGGUGUUCGCUCUGUGCUGGCUGCCCUACCACGCCUACUUCGUGCUGGUCUACCACCACCAGGCCCUGGCUUCAGCGCCGUUCGCGCAGCACAUCUAUCUGGCGUUCUACUGGCUCGCCAUGGCCAACUCCAUGUUCAACCCGCUGAUCUACUAUUGGAUGAAUAAUAAGUUCCGAAUUUACUUCCAAAUGGUGUUGUGUAGGUGCAAGAGCACUUCAACUGAAAUCCCCAACGAUUUCAAGAAACAGUUGGAACUGAACAAAUCUCUCUCGGUGAGCCGGCACACGCGGGACGCGUCCAUCUUCAGCCGCGCCUGACACUCGCGGAGGCGGAGUCGGCCGUCUCGCUCUGACCACCACCUUGGUAACUCCAAUGGUACAGAAGUACUGACCAAUGGCAACCCAGUGAAGAUGCACCCCCGCGGGUACAGCGAAGAGGGACACAUCCAUAUAUGUGAUGCUAAAUUGUAACAGUUAACUAAUGUAACUUUUUCUACCAGACAGUAGGUAAGUAUGUACGGUCAGCUGCAUAAGUAGCUGUACACUUUUGCACCUUGUCAAUCUG
Plutella xylostella (diamondback moth) is the source of this 1538-nucleotide messenger RNA. It is a transcript of the gene NGR-A33, whose product is annotated as neuropeptide receptor A33. Gene Ontology annotation, molecular function: tachykinin receptor activity. Gene Ontology annotation, biological process: G protein-coupled receptor signaling pathway. NCBI's taxonomy places the organism in Eukaryota, Metazoa, Arthropoda, Insecta, Lepidoptera, Plutellidae. Gene Ontology annotation, cellular component: plasma membrane. The record is from RefSeq and is a predicted model, not a curated record.